Trichoplusia ni (cabbage looper) is the source of this 805-nucleotide messenger RNA. RefSeq names its product 3-oxoacyl-[acyl-carrier-protein] reductase FabG-like. Gene Ontology annotation, molecular function: oxidoreductase activity. NCBI's taxonomy places the organism in Eukaryota, Metazoa, Arthropoda, Insecta, Lepidoptera, Noctuidae. Bases 20 to 772 code for a protein of 250 amino acids. The record is from RefSeq and is a predicted model, not a curated record. The transcript has a single exon.
UCUGAAGUCACAUCUCAAAAUGAGUUUUGCAGGCAAAGUUGUGUUGGUGACGGGAGGCAGCUCGGGCAUCGGCGCCGCUGCGGCCGUGCUGUUCGCUAAGGAGGGGGCGGCUGUGGCGGUGGUGGGUCGCAACCGAGCCAAGCUGGACAGCGUGGCGCAGCGCUGCCGAGAGCUGGGCGCGCGCACGCUCCUCAUCACCGCCGACAUCGCCAACGACCAGGAGGCCAGCACCAUCGUGCAGAAAACCAUCGAUGAGUUCGGAAAACUAGAUGUUCUCAUCAACAAUGCUGGUAUAUACUUAGAAGGAGAUGGCUUGUUCAACGGCAAAAUAAUGGAGUCCUACGACAAAAUUAUGAACACCAACCUACGCGCGGCUGUGAAUAUCACCAACCUAGCUGUACCGCAUCUUGUGAUAUCAAAAGGCAAUAUAAUCAACAUUUCCAGUACCUUAGGAAGCAAACCCAGUUCUUUGGCUCUUUCGUAUUGCGUCUCCAAAGCUGGCUUAGAUCAGUUUUCUAGAGUAGCAGCCCUGGAACUAGCUCCAUCCGGCGUCAGAGUGAACAUUGUUAGUCCAGGACCAGUUAUCACUGAUAUUUUGGACAAUGCUGGCAUUACUAAUAAUGUGUUUGAAGAUUGGAGGAUGUUGACGGCUCUGAAAAGAGUAGCAGCGCCGGAGGAAAUCGGUGAUAUGCUGGUAUUCCUCGCGAGUGAUAAGGCUAAGAGCAUCACGGGGGCUAACUUUUUUGUUGACAAUGGAGAAUUACUGUUGUAACAAUGUUGCUAAAUUAUACUAUUUCGUUAUUUA